Camellia sinensis is the source of this 1313-nucleotide messenger RNA. The record is from RefSeq and is a predicted model, not a curated record. Lineage: Eukaryota; Viridiplantae; Streptophyta; Magnoliopsida; Ericales; Theaceae.
CUCUCUCUCUAUAUAUAUAUAUAUAUGAUGGUAGCUUUGUAUGGUUAUUGUCACACCACCAUAGCUUAUUCUUCCUUUUUUCUUUCCAUGGCUCUUAAAAUACCUUCCCUCAUUGCUACUAUGCUACUACUUGUGGUGCUAAUGGCUAGCCUAGACUUAACAGGUGCACAAGUAGGAGUUUGUUAUGGAAUGCAUGGCAAUUUACCUCCCCAACAAGAAGUUGUAGCUCUCUACAACCAACAAGGCAUUCAAAGAAUGCGACUCUACGAUCCAAACCAGGUUGCUCUUGAAGCCCUCAGAGGCACCAACAUUGAGCUCAUGUUAGGUGUUCCCAACACUGACCUUCAGAGUCUUGCUUCUAGCCAAGCCAAUGCCAAUACAUGGGUCCAAAACAAUGUAAAAAACUAUGGCAAUGUCAAAUUUAGAUACAUCGCGGUUGGGAAUGAAGUUAGUCCAUUGAAGGGUGACACUGCUCAGUACGCACCAUACCUUCUCCUAGCAAUGCAAAACGUGUAUAACGCAGUAUCCAUGGCCGGCCUUGGAAACCAAAUACGUGUUUCCACUGCCAUAGAGACAGGAGUCCUUGGAGAGUCCUCCCCUCCAUCAAAGGGCUCAUUCAAGUCUGAGAUUCGAUCAUUUCUUGAUCCCAUCAUCGGCUUCUUAGUAAACAACAAGGCUCCUUUACUUGUUAAUGUGUACCCUUAUUUUAGUUACAUAGGCAACGCGCAAAUUAGUCUUGAUUAUGCUCUUUUCACAGCUCCAGGAGUUGUAGCCCCAGAUGCUCCAUCUGGGUAUCAAAAUCUGUUUGAUGCUAUCGUGGAUGCUGUUUACUCAGCACUUGAAAAGGCGAGUGGUGCUUCUUUGGAGAUCGUUGUGUCAGAGAGUGGAUGGCCUUCGGCUGGUGGUGGAACUGCCACUACCAUUGAUAAUGCGAGGACUUACAACACCAAGUUGGUUGAACAUGUAAAGCGAGGAACACCAAAAAGGCCUGGAAGCCCCAUAGAAACUUAUGUGUUUGCCAUGUUUGAUGAGAGUCAAAAGAACCCAGAAGUUGAGAAACAUUGGGGUCUUUUCCUUCCAAACAAACAGCCUAAAUACCCAAUUAGUUUCAAUUAGGAAAUCACAAAUUAAGUGUAGUAAGGCAAUAAGAGCAUUUUUCCUAAGUAAUAUGAUAUUCUGAAUAAGGGUUGAUGGCAACACCCAAACAAAGGCUAGGUACAUCCUGAAAAUUAACAAUUGUGAUAGACAAAGCUACAUUGUUUCUUCAAUUCUAUCACAAUUUGUUCUGAUAUUACACCAUACAUUACAUUUUA